Alternaria alternata is the source of this 629-nucleotide messenger RNA. RefSeq lists its product as hypothetical. NCBI's taxonomy places the organism in Eukaryota, Fungi, Ascomycota, Dothideomycetes, Pleosporales, Pleosporaceae. The transcript is spliced from 2 exons. The record is from RefSeq and is a predicted model, not a curated record. The coding region runs from base 114 to 428 and encodes 104 amino acids.
CCACACCUCGCAACGCCGCCAAUUGCCCCGUCGCACGACUGCUCAUCACUCGACGGAGUCCUCGGAAACCAAAGACAGACACCCAACUCUGAACGCCCACUUCCGCCGCCACAAUGCCGACACCAGAGUCCGAACUCUUCCUGGCCAAAAAGCCCAAGGUUGCGCCAACCUUUGAUGGGGUCGAUUACGAGGACAACACUGCGCUCAAGGGCGCACAAGACGCUAUCAUCAGGGAGCAGUGGGUCAGGAGCAUGAUGGCGAGGCUGGUCAGAGAGGAAAUGGGCAAGUGCUACCGGAGGGAGGGGGUCAACCAUCUGGAGAAGUGUGGACAUCUACGAGAGCGUUACUUUGAGCUCCUCAAGGACGCAAAGGUCAAGGGUUACCUCUUUGCGCAACAAAACUAUGUCGACGAUGCGCUCAAGCGAUAAGCGGACCCGCCAACAACGGUGGUCACUUGUAUAGAAGGACGGACAACGGGCAGACGAUGCACGAUACGCAGCGGAGAAUACCACCAGCACGACGACAAGGGUUUAUGGCGUUCGACAAGCAUCUGCAGAAGAGAUGCAACGAUCCUCUCUUACUGGCGAAUCUGUACAUACACAUGCCGGGGGAGGGACUGAUGUAGCACA